Suricata suricatta (meerkat) is the source of this 945-nucleotide messenger RNA. Its product is annotated as olfactory receptor 1G1-like. NCBI's taxonomy places the organism in Eukaryota, Metazoa, Chordata, Mammalia, Carnivora, Herpestidae. The transcript has a single exon. The coding region runs from base 1 to 945 and encodes 314 amino acids. Gene Ontology annotation, biological process: G protein-coupled receptor signaling pathway. Gene Ontology annotation, cellular component: membrane. Gene Ontology annotation, molecular function: G protein-coupled receptor activity; olfactory receptor activity. The record is from RefSeq and is a predicted model, not a curated record.
AUGAAACCAGGAAAUCACACACUGAGUGCUUCUGAAUUCUUCCUCCUGGGCCUGUCUGAGCAGCAGGAACAGCAGCCUCUCCUCUUCAGCAUUUUCCUGAGCAUGUACCUGCUCACUGUGCUGGGAAACACUGUCAUCAUAUCAGCCAUUGUCUCUGAUCUGCACCUCCACACCCCCAUGUACUUUUUCCUGGCCAACUUCUCCCUCACUGACCUGUGUUUAGCAUCUACCACAGUCCCUAGAAUGCUAGUGAACAUUCAGACCCAUAGGAAUACCAUCACCUUCGCUGGAUGCCUGUCUCAGAUCUACUUCUUCCUAUGGUUCAUUGGUCUAGAUGUGUUCCUCCUGGUGGUGAUGGCAUACGACCGGCUUGUGGCUAUCUGCCACCCCCUUCACUACACCUUGGUCAUGACUCCCAGACACUGUACUUUGCUGUUGGUCAUGUCCCUAAUCCUCACUCAGUCAUACUCUCUGACCCACACCAGUCUCCUGGCUCAGUUAUCCUUCUGCACUGACAACAUCAUUCCCCACUUCUUUUGCGAACUUCUCCCUCUGUUGAAGCUCUCUUGUUCCAAUACUUAUGCCAACCAGUGUGUGCUGAUAUACUGGGGAGGGGCAUUGACCAUCUUGAUCCCCUUGCUAAUUAUCAUCUCUUAUGUCCGCAUCGUGGCUGCUAUUGUAAGAGUCCCAUCAGCUAGUGGAAAGUGGAAGGCCUUCUCCACCUGUGGCUCCCACCUCUCAGCAGUUUGCUUGUUCUAUGUGUCUGCUAUUGGGGUGUACUUCAUUCCCUCCUCUGCUGAAUCUGCCAGCAAGGACAGGAUUGCAGCAGUGAUGUAUGCUGUGGUGACUCCCAUGCUGAACCCGUUCAUCUAUAGUCUGAGAAACAAAGAUAUGAAAAGUGCCUUGGGGAGACUUCUGAGCAGAAGGGCACUGCGAUCUCCAUGA